AUGCGGGGAGCGGUAGUCUUGACGGCUGCCGAAGCCUGGCCGUUGCUAUUGCAGUCGGGGGCAGAGGGCAAGGCGCGCCAGCGGAGACAGCAUCCUGGUGUCCCUGCAGACAUCCAAUCCCUCCUGCCUCAGGUGGCAGCCAGCUGUCAGGUCCCGCCAGCUGGUGGAGCAGGUGGCAUAGCUGGCAAAAACGGACAUAGCUCUCCAGACACUAACACGAGCCUGCGGGUUGUGCCUGGUGAUGCGCCUUGUCAGCAGGCGCCGAGCCGUCAUCAUCCUAAACGGCUCCGGCUGCUUCUGCUUUGCGGCAGCAAGCCGUCUUGCUUAGUCGGUGCUCGCCCGGGGGGAUAUCAGCGUGGUCUGAUCGGCUGUCUUUUCUGUUGUGUAUGUGGUUUCUGUUUUUUUAAGGCAGCUGAGAAUGGCGCAACGGGAGUUGAGCUGGAUCUUGAAUUUACUGCGGAUGGUGUUCCUAUUCUAAUGCAUGAUGAAACAGUAGAAAGGACAACUGAUGGGUCUGGAAGAUUGUGUGACUUGACCUUUGAUGAAGUUAGGAGGCUUAAUCCAUCAGCAAAGCAUAGGCUAUGGAGCACAUUCCAGGGUGAAAAGGUACCAACUUUGAAAGAAGCUGUUGUGGAGUCUAUGCAACACAAUCUUAUAAUCUACUUCGAUGUCAAAGGCCAUGCAAACCAGGCAGUUGAUGCUCUAAAACAACUCUACCUGGAAUUUCCUCGCUUGUAUAACAACAGCAUAGUCUGUUCUUUCAUGCCAGAUGUUGUUUAUAAGAUGAGACAAGCUGAUAGAAACGUUGUAACAGCGCUAACACAUAGGCCCUGGCAUCUGAGUCAUCUUGGAAAUGGGACACCUCGUUUUGAUUCCUUCUGGAAACAUUAUUGGUAUAUGAUGAUGGAUGUCAUUCUAGAUUGGAGCCUACAUAGUUUCUUGUGGCGAUUAUGUGGUGUUUCAGCUUUCCUCAUACAGAAAAAUUUUGUUUCUCAAGAGUAUGUGAGGCACUGGUCUUCAAAAGGAAUUCAAGUGGUUGCCUGGACAGUGAACACCUUUGCAGAAAAAAGAUAUUAUGAAACCGUCCUUGAAGCCAGCUACAUCACAGACAGCUUGGUGGAAGACUGUGAUCCUCACUACUAGACCUGUACUAGACCUGCUCACCGAUUUAAAGAGGCCAUCUUACUGUGGCAGGUCUGAAUUUACCAUCAAGAGGGUAUACCACAAUGCAGAUGGGACUGCUAAUGAUCGUUCUGGAGAAAGGAAGAGCAGUGGUUUACUUCUACUGUUUGAUCAGAUCUUGAAUGCAGAAAAACCCUCUGUUGCAACACUGGAUAAAGCUGAGGUGCAAACAUUAUUAGUCCAGGGAGAAGCACUGAGUGUGUGUAAAUUUGAGGAAAUCACAGUACAAUGUAAAAGGAUGAGUUUUGACAAGCUAACUGGGUAAUGAGCUGUAUGUGCAGAUUGCUUUCUGAUUCUCAGACUAUUCCUUUGCUUCGCUUAAGUCUUGGUUAUAAAGUCAAAUCAGCAUUUUUUCUUGACAUAAUUUAAAAUCAUACCUUGAUUCUAGUAAUUUAAACAAUCUGUUCUACAACUGUGUAAUAAUUUGAGGUGCAUCUAUGGCGUCUUAAAAGUAUCUAUAUUACUGUUCUUAAAACAGAACCUGAAAAUAACAAUGCCAAAGUGGAGUGCAAGUAAUACUUCCCUCCUACUGCGUGGGAAGAUGGCCAUGUUGUAUCCUGACAAGGAAAUAAAAGCCAACUUCCCAUGUUCAGUGUAAGACUAUGAGCAUUAAUGAUUCAAACUUGAGAACCUUCUUAACCUUCUGGUCUUUUUAAAAGAAGUAAGGCAGGACAGAAAAUUAUUCCUUCCAACGGUAACGCACAUGAAUUUAUUUAUUUUUCAGAGAAAGCUGUAUAUUGAGUGGUGCUAGCUGUAGAACAAAUAGAGCUGAAAUGCCUUUUGUAGCUGGCUGGAGAAUUGUUUGCAUGAUUGAAGGACAAGGAUAUGUGUGAAUCUGUCAUCCAGAUUUAAUUUGAAAUCAAAGUCUGCAGUUACAAUAAACAUGUGUUUGUACUUUCAA
Struthio camelus australis is the source of this 2083-nucleotide messenger RNA. Lineage: Eukaryota; Metazoa; Chordata; Aves; Struthioniformes; Struthionidae. The record is from RefSeq and is a predicted model, not a curated record.